Molecule: messenger RNA, 1098 nt
Organism: Racocetra fulgida
Lineage: Eukaryota; Fungi; Glomeromycota; Glomeromycetes; Diversisporales; Gigasporaceae
Source: the annotation of a GenBank genome assembly
AUGACUCAAACGGGUUAUGGCGCGGGCGUGGAAUCAGUCAUUCUUUCUUGGGUUUUUAUGACCUUAUCUAUUUGUUGGGUUCUUUCUAUCUUAUUUUUUGACCACUUGUGGGUACCUUUAGUUCUUCAAGCAAUAGCAUUUCCUUUUAUUCUAGCACUGCUUGCCUUAGCAUUUCGUACUUCUGAAAAAGGAAAUCCUCUUCUUCAAUAUCCUCGUGCAAAAGUUAUUGGUUAUGAUAAUUUGGAUGAAAAAUAUGCCGAGGCUUGUGAUUUGAAUGUAAUGUAUAUCGAUUACAAGAAUAUUACCAAAGUUAUCGAAGUAGGAAAAAAUAUAUAUGUGGAUGAUGGUGUUCUUUCGUUUAAAGUAUUAGAGGUUCAUGAUGAUUUUGUCAAAGUUCGUGCCAUCAAUAAUGGAAAACUUUGUAGCAAAAAGGGUGUAAAUUUACCUGAUACAGAUGUGGAUCUACCAGCUGUAUCUGAAAAAGACAAAAAUGAUUUGUUAUUUGGUGCAAAAAAUGAAGUAGAUAUGGUUUUCGCUUCUUUUAUUCGUCAAGCUCAAGAUAUUAAAGAUAUUCGACAAAUUCUUGGUGGAGAUGGAUGUGGAAUCAAAAUUAUUGCAAAGAUCGAAAAUCAACAAGGUGUUAAUAAUUUUGAUGAAAUCUUAAAGGAAGCUGAUGGUAUUAUGGUUGCUCGUGGUGAUCUUGGUAUCGAGAUUCCAGCGUCUCAAGUUUUUGUUGCACAAAAAAUGAUGAUUGCUAAAUGCAAUCUUGCCGAAGUUAGUGACGUUGCAAAUGCUGUAUUGGAUGGUGCAGAUUGUGUUAUGUUAUCUGGUGAAACUGCGAAAGGAUCUUAUCCUAUCGAAGCCGCUGAAUCAGCUAUUUGUUAUCCACCUCUCUUUCAUCAGCUGCGUGUCCUUACUCCUUUACCAUUGGAAACGGCUGAAGCUGUUGCUUGUGCUGCAGUUACCGCCGCAAAUGAGACACAUGCAGUCAAUGAAACACGUUGGCAGGAAGAUGUUGAAAAUAGAAUUCAAUGGGGAAUGAGUCUUGCUGUUACGCAUAAGUAUGUAGCUCCUUGCUUUAAUGUUACUUUGAAUUAA